AUGCUUAAUCGAGCAGUUAUAUGGAAAUGUGAUUUGCCGGUGCGCGUGGCUGGCUCCGAUUUACAAACUUUGCAACGCGAUGCCCAUGGUCACCUGCCUGAUUUGCAAGCACUUAAUCAGCUGCCGCGUCCCGAGCAGUUGUCGCUCACAGAGACUGUGCUCGAUCUCACGCAUAACCGAUUCCGCGAGCUGCCGUCAAAUGCUACUUUUGGUUAUGCGAAUGUUACGCAUCUAUUUGCUGCUAACAAUCGGUUAAACACCGUGUUGCCCACGCAUUUGCCACCUGCGCUGCGGACAUUAGAUUUGCGAACGAAUCAACUGGAGGAUUUAAGUGAGAGCUUCCUGCGCGUCUAUCUCAACGAGAGCGCUACAUUAACAGCGCUUUAUCUCUCUGAUAAUCCCUGGCUGUGCAAUUGUUCUGCAGAGCUUUUGUUGUACACACACAUACCCGAUAUCGAGGAAUUGUUUUGCGCAAAUCUUCCCAACGUAACGCUAGCGAAUGUGACGUUCACAGAUAUUUGUGUGGUAUCCAGCAGCAGUUGGACUUUAUUGGUACAUCUACUGGCUAGUUUUCUUGUAAUACUUACGCUCUUGACUUGUAUUGCACUGUACUACAAGUAUGAAUUGGAGCUGAAGAUUUGGUUGCAUGCACAUAACGUGAACAUUUCUUGUUGCGGCAUUGACCAGCUCGACUGCAACGCAACUUUCGAUGCCUUCAUCUUAUAUGCGCACGAGCAGUCGGACUACGUCAACCAGAUACUCGUGCCUGGACUCGAGCAAACGGCGCCUCAUUUUCGUAUCUGCACACACGAACGCAAUUGGUUGGCGGGCGCUUAUAUACCUGAGCAAAUUGUCGAGUCGGUUGCAAAAUCGCAUCGCAUGAUCAUUGUGCUCUCGCCACAUUUUGUCGCAUCGCUUUGGACGCGUAUGGAAUACAAGAUGGCACAUCAGUUUGCUAUAAAACGCGUUAUUAUUAUUAAAUAUGGCGAUAUUGCCGAUGUGUCGAGUUUUGACAGCGAGUUAAAGGCUUAUUUGCGUAUGAAUACCUAUUUGGAGUCGGAGGAUCCGCGAUUCUGGCAGAAACUACGUUACGCAAUGCCGCAAUGCAGAGGCCAAGGUCGGAAACCCGUUAUGCUCGAGGUGGGCAACAGAGUUUACUUGCCUGCACAAGUGGAGCGGAAUCAAAUGGCGAUUAAGAAAUAA
Zeugodacus cucurbitae (melon fly) is the source of this 1203-nucleotide messenger RNA. RefSeq names its product protein toll-like. The transcript has 2 exons. Gene Ontology annotation, molecular function: transmembrane signaling receptor activity. Lineage: Eukaryota; Metazoa; Arthropoda; Insecta; Diptera; Tephritidae. Gene Ontology annotation, cellular component: membrane. Bases 1 to 1203 code for a protein of 400 amino acids. Gene Ontology annotation, biological process: innate immune response; toll-like receptor signaling pathway. The record is from RefSeq and is a predicted model, not a curated record.